AUGUCUUCUAAUUAUUUCUCCGAAAGUUCUUCUUCUAAUAUUAAUGAUUCUUUGAUGAACAGCAAUCCAGCAACUCCUCCAGAGCCCUCCGACACCUCAGCCCUUUCAGAAAGAUAUCAGGAUUAUUUUAUCGCCUCUGCCCAAAGAAAAAACCAAAGUAGGUAUGAUCAUUAUCCCCUGAGUAAGUCGGCCCUCCCGGAGUCCUUAAAGCAAUUCAAUGUCAAUUCUGGAAAUGUAUCUUAUCGUUUCUAUGACAUGGCUUCUUCAGAAGAUGUUAGAGAAUUCGAUCUUUCUCUAGUUCCACAGAAAAAUUCUCUUGUAUCUCAGCCUUCUUCUCUAUCAGAAAGAGUAAGUGUUCGUCAUCGUAAGCGGAUUUGCAGGAGAAACGAUGUUUCCUCUAUAUCGAAUUCAUAUGCCAUUCCUCCUUCUCCAAAAGUGGAAGCACCAUUAACUCCUAUUAGCCAGAGGGGAUCUCCUUUCUGUUCUUCUUCCCAGACUGAACCACUGAGUUUGACGUCAAUUGCUGAAAAGUAUCAAUCAUUGCCUGAAAACGUUCAAGCAUAUACCUUUUUUCAAAUGCUACGUUCUUGUGAACGGAGGAGCAUGCGGCCGCUCAUGAACAAAUGUGAGCUUUUGUUGAAGAAGGAUUUACUGGCACAUUUACCUAAUUUCAUUGUUCGCAAAAUACUGGGAUAUUUGGAUUUCCCGUCCUUUUUAACAGUAGCUCUUGUACAUAAAAAAUGGAGGGAUAUAAUUUCGUCAUUUACUUGGUAUUGGAGACUACAAUUUGAAAAUUCGGGAUUCUCCGUUGACUUGCAAGAUUGGAAUUAUGCUUAUCCUUUGAAACCUCCACCACCGUUUCUACAUAAUAAUCAUGUUGCUGAUGAAUAUUUUUACGAUAUUUUUAAAAGACAUUACUUAAAAAAGCAACGCUGGAUUUCUCCAGCUAUACCGCCAUCUCAUCUGUCUUUUCCUGUACACGAUUCGGACCGUAUGGUAACUUUCUUAAGGAUACAUAAAGACAAAAUAGUAAUAAGUUCAGAGUCUGGAAGUAUCCAGAUUCAUAGUGCCAUAACAGGAGCUUUGGAAGCCCGCUUGGAAGGUCAUAAAGAUGGCGUUUGGGCUGUCCAGAUACAUGGCAACACUCUUGUUUCUGGAUCUCUGGAUAAAACAAUUCGUGUAUGGAAUAUAAAAACCGGAGAAUGUACACAUAUUUUUCGAGGUCAUACGUCUACAAUCCGCUGUCUCGAAAUAUUGAGUCCGAAAAGAGUCUUUCGUGAUGGAAGAAUUGUUAUCGAGCCCUCGCGACCUUAUAUAGUUAGUGGUUCUCGGGAUCAUACUCUUCGAGUAUGGAAAUUUCCUGAGGAAAAUGAUCCUCGUUAUCUACCAAGUGAGUCUACAUCUAUUGAGCAAUGGGAAAAGAAUCCAUAUUAUGUUCAUACGCUCAUGGGACAUACUGAAUCAGUUCGAUGCAUUUCAGGAUACGGAGAUAUAUUGGUCAGCGGAAGCUACGAUUAUUCCAUAAGAGUCUGGCGUAUUUCUACCGGCGAUUGCUUAUGCCACUUGCGUGGGCAUACUCUUAGAGUAUACAGCGUUCUCUACGAACCGGAGAAGAAUCUUUGUAUCAGCAGCAGUAUGGACAAAACUGUGAAAGUAUGGGAUUUACGAACGCGAGCUUGCUUACACACCUUGGAAGGACAUUCGCUACCGGUUACAUUACUCAAUGUUGUACAAGAUAAGCUCAUUUCUGGCUCUGCUGAUUCAACGAUACGAAUAUGGGAUCUCAGCAGUGGUACUCAGCAAAUGGUAAUGUACGCGAACGGUGGAUAUAUACGAACUUUGCAAGGCGAUGAACAUAAAAUUGUUAGUAGCAAUGACGGAUCUUUAAAACUAUGGGACAUAAAGACGGGAAAGCUACUGAAGUAUCUAUUGACAGAUGUUUCAGGUAUUUGGCAGGUCCAUUAUGAUGAAAAUCGUUGUGUUGCAGCUGUGCAAAGGGACAAUCAGGCAUACUUGGAAGUUUUUAAUUUUUUUGGUCGUGAUUCAAAAAUGUGA
This is a messenger RNA of Schizosaccharomyces osmophilus, 2055 nucleotides long. It is a transcript of the gene pop2, whose product is annotated as F-box/WD repeat protein Pop2. Gene Ontology annotation, cellular component: cytoplasm; nucleus. The record is from RefSeq and is a predicted model, not a curated record. Gene Ontology annotation, biological process: ubiquitin recycling; proteasome-mediated ubiquitin-dependent protein catabolic process. The transcript has a single exon. Bases 1 to 2055 code for a protein of 684 amino acids. NCBI's taxonomy places the organism in Eukaryota, Fungi, Ascomycota, Schizosaccharomycetes, Schizosaccharomycetales, Schizosaccharomycetaceae. Gene Ontology annotation, molecular function: ubiquitin binding.